This is a messenger RNA of Penicillium longicatenatum, 381 nucleotides long. RefSeq lists its product as uncharacterized. Bases 1 to 381 code for a protein of 126 amino acids. The transcript has 3 exons. Lineage: Eukaryota; Fungi; Ascomycota; Eurotiomycetes; Eurotiales; Aspergillaceae. The record is from RefSeq and is a predicted model, not a curated record.
AUGGACAUGGACCAAGCCAAGCGAGUCAUCCUACGACUACAAGAAGCGGAUAUGAACUACAACGAUCCUUACGAACCUGUUCGAUUGUAUCUAGAGAAAAUGGGCCACUCGUUGCAACACUUGGACGAGAAUCAUCAUUUCAUUCACAUUCAACCUCCUAAUCCUGAUAUUCCCCAAAUCGACCCAAAAAUUCACGUUGUCAUUGAUUUUGAGACGGCUAAAUUUUCUGGUCCUGUCGAGGGCGAUUUUCCGCAUGAAUUUUACCGCGUUCGUCGAGAGGGGGGGGGGAAGCUGACGCUUGCUCGUUACCGGGAAUCAACCUGGUUUACAAAUUUUCAACAAAAGAUCCUGGUGGUCUUCAUCAUUGAAUCCGUUAUGUAG